Aspergillus pseudoviridinutans is the source of this 1092-nucleotide messenger RNA. RefSeq lists its product as uncharacterized. Bases 1 to 1092 code for a protein of 363 amino acids. Lineage: Eukaryota; Fungi; Ascomycota; Eurotiomycetes; Eurotiales; Aspergillaceae. The transcript is spliced from 2 exons. The record is from RefSeq and is a predicted model, not a curated record.
AUGGCGCAAAGCGCCGUUGGCAGGCUCUUCCGCUGCCAGACCAGCAGCUAUCUGCGUCAAUCCAUUGGGUCUAUUACACAAAGUCGUACAUAUUCACAUAAUGCAAUUCCCACCUUCCCUUCGACGUCUUCCCCCGAACUAGACCAGGCCCUCAAACGUUUCCGAGAAGAGCUUUUCAUACCUUUUGGCUUGAAUACUGAGCAAAGGAGGUUAAUGUUUCGAAAGAAAUAUGCGGAGAAACUUGAGCAGCAACCAGUGACGGUAAAUAUUGGCGACAACGAUGAGCCUUACCAACUUCGGCCCAUGGAUCCGCUGUCCAGACCACCAAAGAAAGAAUUCAGGGACGUUGUCUUGCUCAUGAAGACCAAGCAAGACUGGCAAAACCUUGCACCUUUUGUUGGCGGGCUACAAACGUCGAAGAGAAGAUUGAGCCUCGCGAACUGGGAGUGGACUGUGCGCAAAGCUGGUGAGGCCGACGCACUUGGUGCCAUCCUCGAAUGCGCGAAGCAGGCGGAACGGACUGGUCUUCGAUUGAACGACAACGGAAUCGUCCUCCGUAUCUUCUUCGAGCUCCACCGGAAAGCUCAAAAGGAGCAGUUCAAGGAUCCCGCAGUCUCCAAGGCGCUUAGCAUGGCUAAGCAGUUUGCCGCGCUGAUGGAAGCUCCGGAGCAUUCCCGGAGAAAUGUCGAGAACAUACAAGAAGAUCCCAAACGACAACCAUUUGUCAUUGGUACUCUCCUUGAGCUUAGCGCUGCUCGUGCUGUGAAUGAACUGGGAGGCAAGGAUGAGUCCGGCGAUGUGCGUGCCUACGCUCAGCGUCUCAUGGCGAACUGGGAGGCAGGCAACUUUUUCCGCGAGGUCACGGACUGGGUUACAGUCGAUCGCAUGCUCCAGGAGAACGUGCCUAUCUACAACGGAAUUACGCUCGCCCUUCAGGUUGAGGGCGUCGCAAGUGACAAAGCUGUGUCUGGUCCUCUAAAGAGACGCCUGAACCAAUUGAGUCUAUUGAUUGCUAACCAUAAGGAAAUGGCCCCCGAGAAAGUCCAGCAAAAGCCGUCGCUUGGCUAUCGACAAAGCCAGCUUCUGCAUUAG